Messenger RNA from Quercus lobata, 960 nucleotides. RefSeq names its product troponin T, cardiac muscle-like. The record is from RefSeq and is a predicted model, not a curated record. The coding region runs from base 1 to 960 and encodes 319 amino acids. NCBI's taxonomy places the organism in Eukaryota, Viridiplantae, Streptophyta, Magnoliopsida, Fagales, Fagaceae. The transcript is spliced from 2 exons.
AUGCCCGGCUUCUUAGCCCGAAAAGACUUGCUGCCCGUUGAGCUACCUUUCCAUCGCUCUCCUCACGAGGUAGCAAUCCCGAGGGAAGAAACAGCCUCCUCACGCUUGUCCUUGGAGGCUGAGAUUAACCAAUUUCGCCUCGAAGAAGAAGGAGAGAGGCAAGAAAGGCCUAUGGAGCUUUCGGACUCUGAAGGUGAACUCGACAGAUCCUUCGCGUCUCACUCUCCCAAACUUAUCAUUACCCGGGUGGAUAGUAGCUCCGAUGAGGAGGAAGACAUGGCUUUAAAGCCUAGGAAAUGCCUAAAAGACAUCCUCACUAGGAGGAAUAAGGGGUCAUCGUCUAAGGAGGCCCCGAAGAUUCAGCUUCCCCCCAAUCUUCCCCCUCCCCCUCUUCCUUCCCCACUCGGCCUACACCCCAAUCCAAACUUACAAAGGAAGAAGAGGAAAGAGAAGGACGUCGAGGAAGGGGAGAUUCCUCAACCGAACGACCCGAAACAGCAAAAAGUCACCAAAGAUAGAGCGCGGGAGUCCUCGAUGGAGAGUAGGGAGGCUAAACACCCGGCCAAUAACGAAGCCAGAGUAGAGGCUAACCUUCGCGCCAAGGCCAAUAAGGCCUUGGGUGCAGCUGAACAAAAGAACAAGGAGCUCGCCAGCAAGCUGGUUGCUGAGGAAAGGGUGCGUCUGAGUGCCCAGGUGGGCUUGAAGAAUGCCGAGGACCAGCGUAAGAAGCUUCAUCUCACUGAGAUAGAGCUAGCCACCCAAAGACAGCUGGUCAUGGAUUUUAAAGCCAAGUUGCAAAAAGCUAAGGAUGCAGCCCAGGUGGCCAGGGAAGUUUCCGAGGCCGCGGAGGCGACAUCCUACGAAUGUGGGGUGCAGAAAACGAAGAUAAGGUUGAUGGACGAGUUGGCGGAAGUGUGCAGGGAUUACUGCAAGGAGGUAUGGGCUGAAGCGCUCAACUGA